This is a messenger RNA of Aspergillus niger, 840 nucleotides long. RefSeq lists its product as uncharacterized. The transcript has 3 exons. Gene Ontology annotation, molecular function: oxidoreductase activity, acting on NAD(P)H, oxygen as acceptor. NCBI's taxonomy places the organism in Eukaryota, Fungi, Ascomycota, Eurotiomycetes, Eurotiales, Aspergillaceae. The coding region runs from base 1 to 840 and encodes 279 amino acids. The record is from RefSeq and is a predicted model, not a curated record. Gene Ontology annotation, cellular component: intracellular anatomical structure.
AUGGUCCUCGCGCAACCCAAGAAUCUGCACAUUACCAAAGCCUUUGACCUGACGGGCAAAGUCGCCGUCGUCACGGGUGGUGCUCGGGGAAUCGGCCUCGAAGUUACUCGAGGGCUCGCAGAGGCUGGUGCAAAUGUACGUAUGCUAGUCUUGGGAGAUACCGAUUGUCUGACGCAUAUGCAGGUGGCUGUGAUUUAUAACUCAUCCCAGACGGCUGAUGUCACUGCUGCCGAAAUCGCAUCAGCAAACAAUGUGCGUGCAGCUGCGUACCAGGCCGAUGUUACCAACCAGACCCAGAUCGAGAAUGUCAUUCAACAAAUCUCCAAAUAUUUUGGAAAGCUAGACAUUCUCGUCGCAAAUUCUGGCAUCGCAACCUGUGUCGCCGCCGAAGACUAUACACCCAGCCAGUGGAGUGAGAUCAUGAAAGUCAACCUUGAUGGCGCAUUCUACUCCGCCCAAGCGGCGGCGCGUAUUUUCAAACAGCAGGGUUAUGGAAAUAUAAUCUUCACAGCUUCUGUGAGUGCGACAUUGGUUAAUGUGCCUCAGAAGCAGGCCGCUUAUAAUGCAUCCAAAGCUGGUGUGGUGCAGAUGGCAAAAUGUCUUGCGGUGGAAUGGGUAGACUUUUGUCGUGUUAACUGUAUAUCUCCUGGCUUCAUCGAAACAGAGAUUCUUGACAUCCACCCUGAGGAAUGGCGUAACAAGUGGUACGACAUGAUUCCAGCCCACCGGAUGGCCCAGACCUAUGAGCUGAAAGGCGCCUACGUCUUCUGUGCUUCGGACGCAUCUAGCUACAUGACUGGAGGUGAUUUAAUCAUUGAUGGUGGUUACACUCUGCCAUGA